Molecule: messenger RNA, 2935 nt
Organism: Pelmatolapia mariae (spotted tilapia)
Lineage: Eukaryota; Metazoa; Chordata; Actinopteri; Cichliformes; Cichlidae
Gene: rpia
Product: ribose 5-phosphate isomerase A (ribose 5-phosphate epimerase)
Exons: 9
Coding region: 71-904 (277 amino acids)
Biological process (GO): pentose-phosphate shunt, non-oxidative branch; D-ribose metabolic process
Cellular component (GO): intracellular membrane-bounded organelle
Molecular function (GO): ribose-5-phosphate isomerase activity
Source: RefSeq, a predicted model, not a curated record
UUGAGGGGAAAGCUGUCCGCGGCGCUGUCUUCGGUGGACCUGUCUGUUUCCGUGUCUUGUGGGCCGGGUCAUGACACUUCAGGGGUGGGUCUCCUUCAAGAAGCACGCAGCUGGAUUUGUGUGUCUAGCAUCCCGGAGGCUGGUGGUUCCCAAUAACUAUAAGCACGUGUGUCUUUUCAGUCAGUCUGCAGCUAACAUGGCAGAGGAGGCGAAGAAGCUAGCUGCUUACGCCGCCGUGGAUAACCACAUUCAGAAUAAUCAGGUUGUUGGUGUGGGGAGCGGGUCAACUAUCGUCUACGCUGUGGAUAGAUUAGCUGAGAGAGUGCGUCAGGAGAAACUCAAUAUUGUUUGUGUUCCCACCUCCUUCCAGGCUCGUCAGCUGAUUCUGCAGCAUGGCCUCACUCUGUCAGAUCUGGACAGGCACCCCGAGCUGGACGUGGCAAUUGAUGGAGCAGAUGAAGUGGACAAAGACCUCACGCUGAUAAAAGGUGGAGGUGGCUGCCUGACUCAGGAGAAGAUUGUAGCCGGCUGCGCUAAACAUUUUGUUGUAAUUGCCGAUUACAGGAAGGACUCCAAAGCUCUGGGCCAACAGUGGAAGAAAGGAGUUCCCAUUGAGGUUGUCCCCAUGGCGCAUGUUCCCGUCUCCAGAACAAUAGCCAAGCGUUUUGGAGGCGAGGCUAACUUAAGAAUGGCUGUCAGCAAAGCAGGUCCCGUGGUCACUGAUAAUAGCAACUUCAUCCUGGACUGGAAGUUUGAGCAUGCUCAGAACUGGAAGGAAGUGAACACUGCAAUCAAGAUGGUCCCAGGUGUGGUAGAGACCGGGCUCUUCGUAGGGAUGGCUGAAAGGGCCUACUUUGGCAUGGAGGACGGAAGUGUGCAGGUUCGGGAUCCUCCGGUCAACUGAGUUUUCCACAAUCUGCACCAUCUCUCUCUGCUCCUCUUUCCGAAUGACCUCACCGCUCCCACAAGUGCCAUAGUCUUGAUUUCCUCCAGGUGCCGUACUGUUUGGGUUGAGCUGCACCUCCUGCAAAGCAAGGCAGUUUUCACACAUCUCACUAGGAUCUAAAUCUGAGGAUCACUUGGUUUUCUCAUCCUGCUGGUGGUGCUUCAGAGUUUUAAAGUGCCUGAUGAGUAAAAUCAAGUGCGUCGCAUCUUCUUUCUUAGCCUGUAAUGUUCCCCAGUUUGGCUUCCCGGUCACACUGGGAAUUUUGGCUCUUCUGCAGUUAGCGGGUUUGACCGAGUGUUUGCAGAGUUGUGGUUCUCAAGUAUUAAGGUGAACCACUACAGUGCUGCACAGCCAGAUUAAGGAGUGCCUUGAGAUUUUUAAAAAAGAAGACAUUUUUAAAGGCACAUUUAAAAAAAAAAAAAAAAAAAAAAAAAAAAAAAAUCAUAAUUAUAUGUCAAAACAUCUGCUAGGCCGACAAAACCAAAAAAACCUGUAAUCGGUCAGCACUAGUCUCCCUGCUUUUGGAGGGACGGCAAGAACUACUAAUGAAUAUCCCAAUUUAAGCAGCAAGAGGCAUAAAAUGAUCUAGUGCAGCUAUGAAGCCUCUGGUAAUGUGUUACAAAGAUGCACAAUAUAAAGGUGGUGUGUAAUGUAAGUUUCCUUGUUGAAGAAGCCUAACAUGACAAAACAACACAAGCUGUUACCCUGUACCUUUCAGUGACACUAUAUCGGUGUAUUGUAUCACUGUAAAUACAUCAAUAUUGUGACACUAUGUUGAUGUAUUUCCAUGACUGCAGGUUACAGAUUACAGACUAGAGUCCAUCCUUGUUGAGGUGUAUAACGGGUAUAAAAUCUCUGCAUUUCGAGUCCACUGUGUCACAACACUGUAAAGUUGCUUUAGCAGAGCUGCAGGUGUAAGUGUUCAUUUCACUGGUUGGUAGGAAGCAGCUAUCUGGUUUCCUGUCCUGAAUGAAGACGGAUUGGGAAAUAUAUGUGGUUUCCUCUGAGGUUCCACAACUGUUCCUGUAAAGUUAGACUAAUCAUUGAAGGUUAAAGUCCUCAGCCUCACUGUUUGUCCAGGAAAAAAACAAAACGAAUGCACGUACACAUCUCCUUCCUUUGUCUCUGUUCUUUUUGUGCCUGUAUGUCACCUGCAUGACUGUUACGUGUCCUUUACACGAGUCAUCUGGACACUGAGCGCCUCAUCCCACUAACAUAACUUGAAGUAGGUAAUGAUAGUAGACAGCCAUGCUAUUUAACUUUGGUGUGCUGUAGAUUAUGUAAGUUUCACUAGAACCAUGAGUACAUUUUAUGUGUCUUGUAAUACCAAAGUAAUAGAAUGUUCUUUAUGAUUCAAAUAGCAAAAGUUUAAUACAUUUUCAUAGUUGAAUGCCUUUAAAAUAUAUUAGUUUAAGACAAAAGCGUUGUCAGUGUUGGUGAAACUGUAUAUCUUCGUAGUUCAGUUUAUAACAUGGAGUCUGUCCCUUGAAGAAAUGAUCCCUUAUGUCAUUUUGUGGCCAAGUUACUGUCUCUGCCUGCAUCAGCCAUCACAUGUUGUUCUUAUGGUUUUCAAAUUCAGCCGUUUCUUCGACUUUAGACUAACUAUGCCUUACACUGUGGUUUCAUUUUUGUGAAUGUGUUUUUGUGUGUUUGUUUGUUUUAAUGUAAAACUCUGAGAGACUCUGGAAAUUCAAGAUCAAGUCAUGCAAAUGCAGUCAGUUGGCAAAUAUGUUUAAAAGCCACUGUGAAGUGCACACACUCGGAUCCUAUUCUAAUGUUAUUCCAGUCUCAUAAAUCAAAUUCAAGUGGCCUGGAGAUGAAAGGUUAAGCAAUCUGGGAAUGUGUUUGGAAUAUUUUUGCACCAGCAUGGCAUUUCUUUUUCCCAUUCUUUUCUUUACCAGUUGACUGUGAUUAUUAUUUUUGCUGCAAAGGUUCUAAUUUCUUUGUCAACCAAUACAGGACCAAAAUUAUAACUCAAUGUCUUGUUUU